Messenger RNA from Diospyros lotus (date-plum), 1355 nucleotides. RefSeq lists its product as uncharacterized. Bases 139 to 1011 code for a protein of 290 amino acids. The record is from RefSeq and is a predicted model, not a curated record. NCBI's taxonomy places the organism in Eukaryota, Viridiplantae, Streptophyta, Magnoliopsida, Ericales, Ebenaceae. The transcript has 13 exons.
UUGAAUUUGGGCUGCCAACGGCGCCGUCCAUCGCUACAAAGUAGCCGCCCGUUCUGAAAAUUAUCGUCUCCCGUCCGGCACAGAGAGAGAGAGAGGAGGCUACACUUGGGGUUGGUGAUUACGGCAUCGUCACCGGCGAUGGCGACGCAAACUGGCGUAGGUUUAUCUAAGAUCCUCGUAUUGUGUGGAGCAGGCUACACUGGUACAGUGCUGCUUCAAGACCGCAAAUUAUCCGACUUGUUGGGCCAACUUCAGACUGUAGUGAAAGGAUUGGAAAAGAAUGGGGACUCAUCGGAGGCUGACUCUGACCAUUCUGAUGCCAUUGCUGCUCAGGUGCGUCGAUUAGCAAUGGAGGUCCGACAACUGGCUUCAUCAAGACAGAUAACCAUUUUGGAUGGGAAUUCUAGCCUAAUGGGUAACAUGACAUCUCUUGCUGUGCCAGUUGCUACCUUGGGAGCAUUGGGCUAUGGGUACAUGUGGUGGAAGGGUAUUUCAUUCUCGGACCUUAUGUAUGUGACAAAGCGUAAUAUGGAAAAUGCUGUUUCAAACCUCACAAAACAUCUGGAGCAUGUGUCUGAGGCCCUUGCUGCAGCAAAGAGGCACUUGACUCAGCGAAUUGAGAACUUGGAUGGAAAAUUAGAUGAGCAAGUGGAGAUAUCAAAGUUGAUUAAGAAUGAGGUUACUGAUGUUCGUACUGAUCUUUCUGAAAUUGGCUUUGACUUGGAUGCUCUACAGAAGAUGGUUUCUGGUUUGGAUGGAAAGAUAUGUACAGUAGAAAGAAAACAGGACAUUGCCAAUGCUGGUGUGUUGUACUUGUGCAACUUUGUUGAUGGGAAAAAAAAGGGAAUGCCAGAAGCUGUACAGGAACAACUAAAGCCUUCUGGGAAAUCUCGUGGUCUUCUCACCUAUUCUGAAGCACCAAGCCUAAAGGGUCUGAAGGAGAUAGCUGAUUCUUUAUUCUCGGAAAAUACCAAUAAGUCAAUAACAGAUGGUACUUUGCAAGUUGGAUGACGUGCCUAAGACAGUAGCAAGAUGUGCCAACCAAAUGUUGAUUCAACUAUUUUGAUGAAGAGAUCAAGUUGAUUUGUUCUUUCAGAAAGCCCGUGGAGGACGACCAUCGAUGUCCAAUAACAAGAAUUGGGGAUCGCAUACUUGUCUGCACUCUAAUUUGAUCCGGCACUACAUAUGUGGCUUAAGAUUGUCCUUGUGAUGAGACAUAAUUCUUUUCUUCUUCAUUUACAUCGAUUAGUUCCUCGGAAUUGCCCUACUUUGAUGUACAUAUUUGACACUGAGUGCAGCGCUCUCUUUGUCUUUGUUUUACUAUUCUAUUUAUUUCGAAGUAUAGAGUUCUGGAA